GUAGCUUCUGAGUUAGUGCCUGGCAUUAACGUUGUUCUGCGUUCGGGUAUUCGGGAGGGAAAGAUGUCGGGUCGUGGAAAGGGAGGGAAGGGACUGGGCAAAGGAGGAGCCAAGAGGCACAGGAAAGUGCUGCGUGACAACAUUCAGGGUAUCACGAAGCCUGCGAUUCGGCGUCUGGCCAGACGAGGUGGAGUCAAGAGGAUCAGCGGCCUCAUCUACGAGGAGACUCGUGGUGUCUUGAAGAUUUUCCUCGAGAAUGUCAUUCGUGAUGCUGUUACCUACACGGAGCACGCUCGCAGGAAGACGGUCACGGCCAUGGAUGUCGUCUACGCGCUUAAGAGGCAGGGAAGGACUCUCUAUGGUUUUGGUGGUUGAUUUCCCCUGUGCUUAGGGUUUUCUUGUGUAUUAUUGGCUGGUAUUGUAAAUGAUGUCCGAAUUGGGUGUUGUUCUCUGUUCUCUGUCCCUGGAUUUGUUGUCACUCUUCAACAAGAUUUGUCUGGAAUUUACUUUUAAUUCAAUAGCAGUUGUUAAGAGAUUAAGAAAUUUAGAUUCCUCAUUCGUUAUCUCGUUCUGGAAUUCGAGUAUUAAAUUCCUUGACUAGCAUUUCGCAGGACGCUUUGCAAUUUUUAAAUUGUUCCUUUUGUUGAUUGA
This is a messenger RNA of Prosopis cineraria, 651 nucleotides long. RefSeq names its product histone H4. The transcript has a single exon. Gene Ontology annotation, biological process: nucleosome assembly. Bases 64 to 375 code for a protein of 103 amino acids. The record is from RefSeq and is a predicted model, not a curated record. Lineage: Eukaryota; Viridiplantae; Streptophyta; Magnoliopsida; Fabales; Fabaceae. Gene Ontology annotation, cellular component: nucleosome. Gene Ontology annotation, molecular function: DNA binding; protein heterodimerization activity; structural constituent of chromatin.